UAAAUGUACUAUAUUGUUCAUUGAUAAUUUAUCACUUGAUAAAGUAUAUUUAAAUUGGAUUCGAUAAGACAAGAUUCUAGAUAUCAAGUGUUAGAGAUUCUAUAAAUCCAUUUUCAUUCAAACAUUAUGUAACCAUGUAAACAAUAUACUAAAUGUAAAUUGUAAAUUCAUGAACAAUGAGCUGUAUUACGAGUUCAAUCGAUUAUUCAUUAACCAACCGAUGUAAAUUAAUAGUGUAAAGUAUCAUUUUAAUGAAUUCAACUUAUUAUUUGAUUUGGACAUUACAAGUUCUUCGUAAAUAUAACAAACGCCAUUCCUAAAUGAAAUGAUUAAUAUACAUGCCAGAUAUGACCAGAUGAUAUUAUGCAUUAUUUUUUUAAUACAUUGAAUCUUUUAAACAAAUAUGACACUGUAAACAAAGAUGGAUAGUGGCUAGCAGUUGAAUUCAGGACGCACGUUCUGCCCUACUUGGGACUUGUCAGCUGUAUGUACCUGUUAGCCAUCAUCCAUACUUGCUUAUAAAGCUUGUGACUUAAAGCAAUAUCAAGACAGUUCGCAAAGGAUGCACAUAUGCCAACAAGAGACUGAUCAACUGGAGUUCUAAACAACAAUGGAAAGAUACAAGCAAAACAAUACCAAAUGAAUUCAAGCAUGACACUAUUUUGUAAUCUUUCAAAAUGAUGAUGGUUGAAAUAUUUUAAUGUUAAGUUUUCCCCAGAUUCAUAAGUUGUCAGAGUAAAAGGCUAUGACAUUUAUGAAAAGUGGAUGUACUUCGACAACAGUGAAGUCAUCUUAAUUAUUUUACGAUUUUGCAGUAUGUUUAAAUGUAGUCAGCUUGUGAUGGAAAUUUAGUUUUCAUAACUGUACACUUGUGAAUAGAUAGUGAACAGCAUUUCCGGUUUCAGAGGUCAACCCUUUAAAAUAGGGUUCAUUAUUUGAUAAGUUAGCCAAAUGUGGAAUACUCUUCUAUGGGCAACCGAUACCAGUAAAUAUUCUUUAUGCAUUUUACUAUCAACUGGAAAAUUUAUUCGCCAUGAGUAAAGUAAUUCAUUCCAUUCGUACAGUUAUGGAUUGGUUAGAUGCAACAGAAAAUCAUGCCUCAAGAAUAUUAUCAAUAUAUGAAAUGAAUUCACAAUUAAAUCAUUUUGAAGAAACAUUGGCAGAUCAUUUAAAAGCACUGAAGUUAUGUGAUCGUUUAUUGGAUAAUCUCGGUUCAAUUUAUCAUCGUGUACGUCCUUUAAAAAAAGGACAAACUAUUCUAGCUAGAGCUUUAACAGAUUUUGAAUCAAAACAGAUGAAAUGCAAACUACAUAUGAAUCACUUUUAUAGGAUCACAUCCAAUCAAAAUCCUCAUGCAUGGCAGAUAAGUAAUCCCGGACAUGCAAUUCCGUCACUAUUCCUCGAUGUUUCUACUGAGUUUGGUGAAAAACUAAUUCUCAAACAACUUCAAAAACGAUUUGAAGAAUUCCUAAUCAUGUGUCAUGGUCGUGCUCGUCGUCAACUAUUCUCACGUAUUACAAAAUUAUUACAUAAUUCUAAACGUUACUCAACACUUCCUGCAAUGUUUAAACCAAGCGAUUCUCCCGUUUCUUCAAGCGCUCUCUGUGGCUUAUACUUUCCACGUUCACCUGAUCCAGCCAAACGAUGGCGUCCUUCAAACAAUGCUAAAAUAUUUUCUCGUCAACCAGCCUAUUUGGAUUAUGAAAGUCCUCAAGAAGCAUUACUACCUCAUACAAUCCGAAUAUUAUUGACUCGUUUAAGAAACUGGUUACAUCAGUUACCUCCUCCUGGUGUGAUUAUGGACAGUUCAAAGUUGUCAACAUUUAAUUCAAAUAAAUCCCAGCAAAAUAGCUUUAAUUUAAUCCAAGGUAGCAAUGUAGUCAAUGAACUGCGUAAAUGGUGGAAGUUCACUCAUAAAACAGUUGAAAAUCGUGAUCAAUUAGAAAAAAUAGUUGCCGAUGCUACUUUUAUAAAAAAAUUGAAUGAUAUUAUGCAAACAAAAAUUAACACUGAAGUGGAAAAACACAGAAAGCAAUAUGAAUCAAAUAAAAAUCUGACUAAUUCAAGCACAUUUAAAAGCCAUCCAAAGCUUACUAAGGUCCUUGUGGAUGAACUACUCUCAAGAAUAGGAGCUCAAUUUUAUCACCCACGAUCUGGACAAUUUAGCUAUAGAAGUACUCAACGAGUAAUGGAUGGUAUUGAUAUAGCAUUGCCUUAUACAUUUCCUGGAGUACAAAUAUUUGACAGAUUAAUUAAAGAUGGUGAUUAAAUUUUUCUUCCAUUAUUAACUAUGUUUAGUUUAUAUAGACAAUAUUAUGAUUGUAAAUGUGUUUAUGAUGAUGAUUAUUAUAUUAUUAAUAAUUUUGUACAGUCAUUGAACUCAUUAGCUAACAUUUGAAUUAUGUUUAGAAUAAUGGCAAAACAAACUAUUCACAUUUAACAUUGAACAUCUUCAUUCAUAAUGAAUGAUAUACAAUAUGUUAUUACAACUAGAUGAUAUUCUUAAUAUCAUGAAAACAUUCAUUUAUAUCUUUAGGAUUUUAUGGAGUAAUUAUCAAAACAGGUUAAUAUGAACCUGAUUGAAGAGAAAAAUAUGCAAGUAUUUGUUAAUGUUUGUUCAUUUGACGUAUUCAGGUAUCAGUAAUCCCAAUGAUAAAAAACUCCAAAUAAACGAAUGUAUAUUUUUAUUCUUCUUUCAAACAGAAAAUAUAAAAUUAUGCGUUUUAUUUUGAUCAAAAACUUCACAAAGAUCCUAGUUCUUCUUGAAUACUUUUAAUGAAAUGAAAUGAGUAAAAUCAAAGAAACUUCUAAUAGAGAAUCUAAUUAAAUUAUAUGAAUAUAUCUUAACAAAUACUUACUUACUUACUUACGCCUGUUACUCCUCGUGAAGGAGCAUAGGCCGC
Schistosoma curassoni is the source of this 2903-nucleotide messenger RNA. The record is from the annotation of a GenBank genome assembly. NCBI's taxonomy places the organism in Eukaryota, Metazoa, Platyhelminthes, Trematoda, Strigeidida, Schistosomatidae.